This is a messenger RNA of Nymphaea colorata (pocket water lily), 2662 nucleotides long. RefSeq lists its product as uncharacterized. The coding region runs from base 582 to 2399 and encodes 605 amino acids. The record is from RefSeq and is a predicted model, not a curated record. Gene Ontology annotation, biological process: transcription initiation at RNA polymerase III promoter. The transcript has 15 exons. NCBI's taxonomy places the organism in Eukaryota, Viridiplantae, Streptophyta, Magnoliopsida, Nymphaeales, Nymphaeaceae. Gene Ontology annotation, cellular component: transcription factor TFIIIC complex.
UGAAUGGUCCACCCAGGUGCCAAGAUUCAUAAAUGAUGCAUGGCGCCUUUGCCUAGCUGCUCUCCACCAUACACUUUCUAUUGCUCAACAUUCUAGAAUCUAGAGGUACGAUCAGUGUAACAAAACAAGAUUCGACAGUAAAACUAGACGCAAUACUCUAGGAUAGUUGAGUUCCGACGGUGGGAUUCUCCUUCCAUUGAUUCGAACGUCAAACCUCUUUCUUUCUUAGCUUCUCGCGUCUUGCUCUUGUCAAUAUCGAACUCGAAGAGCAUCAAUUCCGCUUUGCAGAAAACACUGCAAAUUGCAGUGGCCUUCUCCUUUUGGACAUUAAUUUUGACCCGACCUAGUUUAACGACUCGGAAACGAAACGGUCCAGACGUACAGCAGAUUCGAGAUCCCUUUUGUACGCGCGAAGGGGCGGCAACAGCGAGUUGCGGAGCCAACGAUCGCAUUCCUCUUGAAGGCCAACGAAAAAACAGGACGUCAUUUGCUCCCAAGUUCCAUAGCUCCUCGCCGGAGAAGCAAAAAGGUCCACGCUGGAGCAGCAGACAGAAUUAGGAAGCGGAGCUCCGCCGUCGGCCAUGGGGGUCGUCUGCAACGGAUGCGUCUCGGGAUUCCUCCCGAAGGAUGAGGCCUUUGCUGUACACUAUCCGGGAUACCCUUCUUCUACAUCCCGGGCGAUCGAAACCCUCGGCGGCAACGACGGCAUUCUCAAGGCUCGAAGUUCAGUCUCUAAUUACUUGGAGCUCCAUUUUCGACCUGAAGACCCUUAUUCACAUCCUGCAUUUGGAGAGUUGCGUCACUGCAAAGGUCUUCUGCUUAGGCUAUCUAGAAACAAAUCUGCUGAUGCUCAAACUGUUGAUUCUGCAAAAGAUUUUUCAGAGUCUAUGCAAGCUGAAGUCACCAAUUUGGAACAUGCCAAUGAAGGAAAGGAUAGUGGCAAGACCCCUGUCGUAUCUGAAACUGAACCUACAGCUGCUAAUGAGGAUAAGCAUGCAAGAUAUGAUGAACCAACCGUUUCGUCACAACUGUGUGCAGAUAUCGUAGCUAGGGUGGUUAAUGCAUACCAUUUUGAUGGUAUGGUAGAUUACCAACACGUUCUUCCUGUUCAUGCACAUGCUGCAAAGAGAAAGAAGAGGCAUUUGGUGCAGUCACAAUUCGAUAAGGAUGGCUUUAUGGAUAUAGACCAGGACCUAAUGAUGUUGGUACCUCCACUGUUCUCACAGAAGGACAUCCCUGAGAAUCUUGUGUUAAGGCCACUGGGCAGUGAAAAUUCAAAACUAAAACAGGAGAGGGCAAUGCAGCACCACUGGGAGAUGGAUAUUGGGCCAUGUUUCGCUCUUGAUUUUGAUAUAAAAGAUAUCCCCGGUCCCAUCAACUGCAUGGAAAAAAUCUCAAAGUAUUCUACUGACUGGGAUUGGCUUUCAGCCAUAACAGAUUUGUUCAAUGAGCGCCCUAUCUGGCCUAGGCGCUCUUUGCAUGUCCGAUUUCUCGAGAAAGGCCUCAAGGUGUCUAAUGAUCAGAUGAAGAGGCUUCUUCUCAGAUCUGCAUAUUACUUUGCUACCGGACCCUUCCGGGGGUUCUGGAUUAGAAAAGGAUACGAUCCAAGGAAGGAUUCAGAAUCACAGAUAUAUCAAAGUAUUGAGUUCAGAGUUCCUAAAGAGUUGCGGAGCUUCGAGAUUAUUGGAGCAGAUGGAGAGGGAAAGCAAACAUGGAAGGAUAUGUGCACGUUUCGAGUUUUUCCUUCUAAAAGUUUCUCUAGUCUUCAGCUGUAUGAACUUGAUGAUGAGUAUAUUCAGCAAGAGAUUAGAAAACCUACCAAACAAAGCAGUUGCAAUCGAUGGACAGGAUGGUUCUCUCGAAACAGAUUCCGUCGGCUAAGGUUGUCUGUUCAUAUAAGGUUUCUUUCUAUACAUCCUAGUCCAGAGGCAAAAAAUUUGCUGAAGGAUGUCUCUAAGCGCCUUGAGAAUUGCAAAAAAUUAGGAAAUCUUGAAGGUGGUUUGUCUGAUGAUGAGGAUCUUCAACCUGCUGAUGGAGAUCCUAAAGGUGAUACUUUUGGAAUAAAAGAAUUGACAGGAGAUAUGGAUCUCAUAUAUGGUGAUGAUAAAGGUGAACUGGGUGAUGAAGAAGCAGAGGAAGAGGAAGAGGAAGAAGAAGAAGAGGAAGAAGGAUAUAAUGUGGAUGGGUCACUAGUCAUGGGUGGUGAACACGGAGGUCCCUCCUUAUCGCAGCAUCCAUAUAUGGGAGCAGCAGUCCAUGCUGCAAACUACUUCCAGGAACUCUUGAAUGGAUUUCCAUUUGAGGUUGGCGGUGAUGAUGACCAAAUUGGAAACAGGGCUCAUAUUGAUGAUGAUCACGAGUAUGAGAUAUAUGAGCAGGACAGUGACGAUGAACAAUGAAAACUAAAUUUGGAAGAUUUUCAGCCGAUAGAUAUUACUGAUUGGUAGAAGAACAGCUGGUGACCAACGGUAUCAAAGUGCAGACGCUGGAUUGGGUCUCAGCCUUAGAUUCAAACUCUGUCAAUUUUGUCUUGAGUUUUGUAUGGUCUCAUCUUUGUAAAGCUUGGUGGCUGAGAUGUACUUCUGUAAAAGGAAAAAACAAAACACACUAUUACGUUAACCAGAGAACUCAUUUAAUAUGAAAAUGGCAUUUUCAUUUGCAA